Molecule: messenger RNA, 3381 nt
Organism: Orbilia oligospora ATCC 24927
Lineage: Eukaryota; Fungi; Ascomycota; Orbiliomycetes; Orbiliales; Orbiliaceae
Exons: 3
Coding region: 1-3381 (1126 amino acids)
Biological process (GO): leucyl-tRNA aminoacylation
Molecular function (GO): ATP binding; aminoacyl-tRNA deacylase activity; leucine-tRNA ligase activity
Source: RefSeq, a predicted model, not a curated record
AUGGCGUCUGUCGAAGAUGCCUCGAAGAAUACAAUCAAGCUCGAAAAUACCGAAAAGAGAGAUUCUCUCAUCGAAAUCGAGAAGCGCUACCAGAAGAAAUGGCAGGAGGCCAAGAUCUUUGAGAUUGAUGCUCCGACCCUCGCUGAAGACUCUACCACCGAUCCGGAUACCCUCCGUUCGAAACACCCUAAGUUCUUCGGAACUAUGGCUUACCCUUAUAUGAACGGUGUUCUCCACGCAGGACACUCUUUCACCCUGUCUAAGAUCGAGUUCAGUACAGGAUUCGCAAGGAUGGAAGGCAAACGAGCUUUGUUCCCUCUUGGAUUUCACUGCACCGGUAUGCCAAUCAAGGCGUCAGCAGAUAAGAUCGUCCGAGAAAUCGAGCGGUUCGGCGAGGAUUUUAGUGGUGCAGAUGCAGAAUUGGCUGAAGAUCAGACUGAGAAUGCACCUCCACCCCCACCUGCUGCUACCAAAGAGAAGGAAGACCCGACAAAGUUCGCUGCUAAGAAGGGAAAAGCUGCAGCCAAGAAAGUCAACUUGAAAUACCAAUUCCAGAUUAUGAAGGCGAUCGGUGUUCCUAAGGAGGAGAUUCCUAAGUUCGCAGACCCGUACUACUGGUUGACUUAUUUCCCACCACUUUGCCAAGAGCACUGCAACUCUUUUGGUGCAAGGAUCGACUGGAGACGAAGUUUCUUGACCACAGAUGCAAAUCCUUAUUACGAUGCUUUCGUAAGAUGGCAGAUGAACCGCUUGAAGGAGUUGAAGAAAGUCAAGUAUGGUGAGCGAUACACAAUUUACUCGCCAAAGGAUAAGCAGCCAUGUAUGGACCACGACAGGAGUGAAGGUGAAGCCUUGAACCCCCAGGAGUAUACUGGUGUCAAACUUGAGGUUUUGGAGUGGGGCAGCGAUGUCAAAGAGCUCAUCGCCUCAACGAAGGAGCUCGAGGGUGUGAAAGUGUAUAUGGUCGCUGCGACUCUGCGUCCGGAGACCAUGUACGGUCAAACAUGCUGCUUCGUUGGGCCUAAGGUUGACUACGGUAUUUUCAAGGUCAACGAUAAAGAAGCAUAUCUCUGCACACCCCGUGCCGCAAGGAAUAUGGCCUUCCAGCGUAUAUUCGAGGAAGAAGGCAAAUUCCCUCAACUUGCAAGCUUCCAAGGCAGUGUUUUGAUCGGAACCUUGGUAAACGCACCACUUUCGGUGCACAAAGACGGUGUCAGGAUUCUCCCUAUGGAAACUGUCCUGGCAACUAAGGGUACUGGUGUCGUUACUUGCGUGCCCUCUGACUCUCCGGACGAUUAUGCGACUAUCACCGAUCUCGCCAAGAAGCCUGAGUACUACAAAAUUCAGAAAGAAUGGGCGGAGUUUGAAAUCGUCCCAAUUAUCAAAACCCCAAGCUACGGUGAUAUGUCUGCCCCAUUCCUGAUCAAGGAGCUUAAGAUCGCUUCGCCAAAGGACAAGGAUGCCCUAGCUAAGGCAAAAGAACUCGCCUACAAAGAAGGAUUCUACCAGGGAAUCAUGUUGAUUGGCAACUAUAAGGACAUGGAGGUCCAAAAAGCCAAGCCAUUGGUUCGCGAGAAAUUGAUUGGCGAGGGUUUGGCCUUCGUCUACAACGAGCCCGAAGGGAAGGUUAUCUCCCGAUCUGGGGACGAGUGCGUCGUCGCUCUCUUGGAUCAAUGGUACCUCGACUACGGUGAAGAGCACUGGCGCAAGCAGGUUGAGGACCACCUCGAAAACACGGUCGAGACCUACCAACACGAAACCCUCAACGCCUUCAAGUCCGUUUUGGGAUGGUUGAAUCAAUGGGCUUGUGCCAGAAGUUUUGGAUUGGGUUCUCGUCUCCCAUGGGAUCCACAAUUCCUUGUUGAAUCUCUCAGUGACAGUACAAUCUACAUGGCCUAUUACACAAUCUGCCACUUCCUUCAUUCGUCCCUUGACGGAAAGAAGGCUGGUCUCUUGCCAAUUUCUGUUGAGCAAAUGACGGAUGAGGUCUGGGAUUACGUCUUCACCCGCCGCGAGCUCUCCGAUGAAGUUCUCGCUUCAGGUAUUUCGAAAGAAAAUUUGGAAACCAUGAGACGUGAAUUUGAAUACUUCUACCCACUCGACUUCCGAUGCUCUGGUAAAGAUUUGAUUCCAAACCACUUUACCUUCUUCCUGUACAUUCAUUGUGCUCUCUUCCCGCCUACAUACUGGCCUCGUGGUGUCCGUGCCAAUGGCCAUCUCUUGCUUAAUGGUAACAAGAUGUCGAAGUCGACUGGUAACUUCUUGACUCUAGAAGAAACCAUUGCCAAAUUUGGUGCCGAUGCCAGCAGAAUCGCGUUGGCAGAUGCUGGUGACAGCAUUGAAGAUGCCAAUUUUGAGGAGUCGACCGCUAAUGCUGCCAUUCUUCGAAGCCAUACUUUGAAGGAGUGGUGCGAGUCAGUUACUCUAGAAGCCAAGGAGGGUAAGCUGAGAGAUGGUCCAAAGGAUCAAUGGUGGGAUGCUGUCUUCGAAAAUGAGAUGAACGGUUUGAUCGAGCAGGCAAGGGCCGCUUAUUCUGCAACUCAUUUCAAGCAAGCCCUUAAGGCCGGAUACUAUGAAUUCCAAUCCGCAAGAGAUACAUACCGUGAAGGAUGUCUCCAAUCCAGCAUUGGAAUGCACAAAGAUCUCAUUCACCGCUGGAUCGAAGUUCAGGCCUUGAUGAUCAGCCCCGUCGCUCCUCACUGGGCAGACUAUAUCUGGCAAGAAGUUCUAGAACACCCAACAACUAUCCAGAAUGAAUUGUUCCCUACUCCAACAGCACCAUUCGAUAAAUCUCUUGGCGCUGCUCUCGAAUACGUCAGAGCUUUAAGCGGAAAGAUCACCUCUAUGGAGGCUGCCCAAUUGAAGAAGAUGAGCAAAGGAAAGAAGGGAUUCUUUGACCCGAAGAAGCCGAAGAAGGUUUCCAUCUUCGUGGCCAGGAAUUAUCCUGCAUGGCAAGAUCCUUAUGUUGAGUUGGUCCGAAAACACUUCGAUGCUGUCAAGAUUAGCAUCAACGAUAAGGCUCUCAACUCUGAGAUUCCAAAACAGGAGAUGAAGAAGGCCAUGCCUUUUAUCCAACUGUUGAAGCAAAAGCUCGUGGGCGCUAAAGAGGACCCCGAGACAGUUUUGGAUAGAAAAUUGAGGUUUGACGAAGUCAAGACUCUCAUGGCUGUUCUGACCGCCAUGAAGAAGACAACCGGAAGUGCGGUCAUGGAGGUUGUGGUUAUGGACGACAGUGGGAAGGCCGGAAGCGUGGUACAAGCAGACGGAGAGUUGAAGGCUUUGGAGGGUGCUCUACCGCCUGCAGCUGAGGCGGCUGUCCCCGGUGUGCCGACAUUCUCGUUUGAGAACGUUGAGGAGGAAGGUGCCGCUGGGCCAGCUUAG